Pseudoliparis swirei is the source of this 1439-nucleotide messenger RNA. RefSeq lists its product as uncharacterized. Gene Ontology annotation, molecular function: serine hydrolase activity. The record is from RefSeq and is a predicted model, not a curated record. The transcript is spliced from 3 exons. The coding region runs from base 116 to 1126 and encodes 336 amino acids. NCBI's taxonomy places the organism in Eukaryota, Metazoa, Chordata, Actinopteri, Perciformes, Liparidae.
CCGCAACACACCGGCACCAUCGCAGCGGAUGAUUUGACUGACCUUCGGGAGUCUAUAUUUGUAUUUAUUACUUUGUCAGGCGACCAGGAGGACCACCACUCUCACUCUGCACAGCAUGGGGAACCUGGCGCUCUUCACCAGUCUCUUCCGGAGUGACGUAACCACGUCUGAACCGGCGGACGGAGCGAGCUUCAUCUCCAGGAGGAUCAGCAAUGGCAUAACUUAUUACUGCGCUCCGUCCUCGGGGACGGGGGAACGGACAUCACGCGCCGCCAAAGACUCUCAAACCUCCACUGCACUUUGCCCCACCUCCCCCCCCUCCGCACAGCCUUCCUCCUCUCCCCUGCUCUCAGAUGCACCAUCACACCCCCCAGCCUCCUCCCAAAGCCAAUCAGACUCUUCAUGCACUUCGCGCCCUCUUCUUAUUUUCUUCUCCUGGCUCGGUGCCCGGCCAGUGGCGGUGGGCAAGUACAGGGACCUCUACCUGGACCGCGGCAUGGACGUCCUCCUGGUCCAGAGCAAGGUGACGCACUUCCUGUGGCCCCGAUGGGGGUUAGACUACGGGCUGGAGGUGUUGGAGGUCCUGGAGCAGCCUCAGUUCUCAGGGAGGCCGUUGCUGGUCCACGCCUCCUCCAUCGGGGGCUUCACUUUCACCCAGACACUCGCCCACAUUGCUCGAGGAGGGAAACGACAUGCAGAAGUGGCCCAGAGGGUGACGGGGCACAUCUACGACAGCUUGGUGGUCGGCACUCGGGAGCACAUGGCGAUAGGCCUUGGCAAGACUCUGUUUCCACGGUUGGAGAGCUUGGUGAAACACGCCGCGAUGUUUUACUUCUGGCUCUUCAAAACACACACGGCCGACCUCUACGACGACAGCAUCCAGCUUUUCCACAACAGCCCCAUUACGGCGCCGGCCCUCUUCUUCUUCAGUGAAAACGACGCCCUGUGCAACACGGCCGACUUGGAGACCUUGAUUGACCACUGGAGGGAGAGGGGCGUGGCCGUGGAGAGCAGGAAGUGGAAGGAGUCGAAACACGCCGCCCACAUGCGAUGCCACCCGGACGACUACAUCUCCACGCUGGACAAAUUCUUGAACUCCCUUGCCCUUCUCUCCCUCAAAUGUUAAUGUUUAGUUUGACCGAUUUUAACACAACUAGACACUUUAUGAUUUCACUGGAAUCUUUUUAUCCUGCAGCUGUAGCAUGAUCAGUGGUGUAGUUUUAAAGAAUAUAUUUUCUCUCUCCAUUGAAGCAUCCUCAAUCGUUUGACUUUGUUGUUCCAAUUACAUAUUAAAUGAUAUGCACUAUUGAAUUGAUUAUUGUAGAGUCUUGUUUGGCUUUCAUCCCACAGGAAGUGUUCUUUAGGGAAUUGGUGUUGCACUUUAAUACCAGAUCUGGUUGUUGAACACUAUUAUAAAAUAAAAACUUUUAGAACUCUAA